This is a messenger RNA of Cladocopium goreaui, 1806 nucleotides long. The record is from the annotation of a GenBank genome assembly. NCBI's taxonomy places the organism in Eukaryota, Dinophyceae, Suessiales, Symbiodiniaceae.
UUGUCUUCUCCGUUUGCUGAUACUUCGCGGCACCACACUCGGAACAUUUUCCCAUGGCUGCAGAUGACGCGUGCUACGCUGCUUGUGGGGGAGAAGGUGAGGUCAAGACUGCAGAGCAGUUCGUGUAUGUUGGCGAGAGCAAAGGCUCAUGGUCCCAGACUGCUUCUAUGCAAUGGAUGGGAGCAGGAUACGGGGCCUAUGAGAGGGAGGUGGUGAAAUCUUACACGGGAUACCGUUGCCGUCCUUGGUGUUUUGGAGUCGCAGCUGCCUUGCUGCUGUUGCCGCUUUGCAUCCUUGUGUGGUAUUUUUGGCCCCAUCCUUCCCAUGGUUACUCUGACGUGCUCAAUUGCGAUGAUGGCUACCACGACUGGGAAAAUCUUUGGACUGAAUGGCACCAGAAAGAAUGCUGUUCGCUUAAGGGCCGAGGCUGCCCUGAAGAAAAGCAGGUCAUCGACAAGGUGGUUCAUGUGCCAGUGUUCCACCGUGCUCACAAUCACUAUGUGCCUGUGCCGGUGCCUUCCCCACCCCACAUCGUCUACAAGAACCGUUAUGUCCAUCUGCCUCCGAAAAUCAUCUAUGAGCACCCGCAUCAUGAAUUCCACUAUGACUGCCAUGAAGGCUACUCCAAUUGGUUCUUCGGAUGGUCUGCACACAAGAAGUCCUGGUGCUGUGACCACAUGACCAUGGGAUGCCCUGGCACUUGGCAUGGCAGCUACCACCUCCACACUCAUGUCUUUGCCAAAGGAGUGGGACACGCACAUGGGCGAAUUUAUGAUUGCAACGCUGGCUUCUCCAAUUGGAUGCAGGGCUGGUCGGGUUCCAAGAAGGACUGGUGCUGCUCGAAACACAACAAGGGCUGCGUGAAAUUCCAUUGCAGCUCUGGUGCUGCUCAUAUGUGGGCCGCAGAGAAACGCUCAUGGUGCUGCAGCAACUUUCAGAAGGGCUGCCCUCAUACCACCCUCUCUGCUCUGAAGUGCGAUGCUAUGUGCGAACAUAAAGGAGAGAGUUCCAAGUGCGUUGACCGCAUCCACUGGACGAAGAAUAAUGUGUUCGGAUCAAAGGCAAAUGCGUGCGAGUUGGCCUACAGCAAGGUGCAGGUCGAGUGUGACAUUUGCCGAGCCUGCUCCAUCCAGGAAGCUGGCUGUGAAGUUCAUGCUGCUGGCAAAGACCCAUUUGACUGCCAAGCUGCCUUGAACAACUUCUUCCGUGCAUGGUCACCUUCGAAGAAGCACUGGUGCUGCACGCAGCGCGGCAAAGGGUGCGAAGGAUCAAGCCCACCUGCUGUGGACGCUGGCUUUGGCAUGGUUUGGAAGCACGUGCAGGUGAACGGCUACUGGACCUGGCAAGCUGUGCAUGCUGCUGGCGGCAUCCACACGAAGCUUCCGUAUGAUUGCCAUGCCGGGCGUCAGAACUGGCACAUCGGCUGGUCUGCCCCCAAGAAGGCCUGGUGCUGCAGCAAUCAGCAGCUGGGCUGCGAAGGUGCAGGCGGCGCUGGUGGCGCUGGUGCUGGUGGUGCUGCUGGAGGAAGCUUUCACUCUUCAAGCUGGCAUUCCUCGGGAGGCAGCUUCCAUUCCGGUGGCAGCUACCAUUCCGGUGGCAGCUAUCACACCCACGUGAUCCACCACUACCAUUGAGCUGCCAACAAAGACGGGGAGAUUUUCAAGCCAAAUCUCCAAAGCUUCAGAGUGAAGUCGGAAGGGUCAAAAUGAGUCAAAUACCGGGUUCUAGCUGAUUCUAGCUGCGACAUGCCCACACAUGCCCACACAUGCCCACACAGAUCGAUCUCGACGUUUGCGUCGACAGAAG